Fragaria vesca subsp. vesca is the source of this 816-nucleotide messenger RNA. Its product is annotated as reticulon-like protein B22-like. The coding region runs from base 97 to 627 and encodes 176 amino acids. Lineage: Eukaryota; Viridiplantae; Streptophyta; Magnoliopsida; Rosales; Rosaceae. The record is from RefSeq and is a predicted model, not a curated record. The transcript has 4 exons.
AAACAAGAAAAAUACAAAAAGGGUAUAACAAUUGGCGGGGAUGAUGAAAUGGUGAGAAGAAGUUAGAAAUGGUCAGCGUUUGAAUGAUCAGAGAGAAUGAAAGAAACGAUGGAGUACCGGUCGGAAAUUGGAAAGCCGGUGAUAGUUCUGAUAUGCGGGUCCUUAGUGUACUACCACUGCGCCCAUCGCAACUCCAGCCUCGUCUCUCUCGUCUCCGAUGUCCUCAUCGUCCUCCUCUGCUCUCUCGCCAUUCUCGGCCUCCUCUUCCGCCAGAUGAACAUCUCGGUACCUGUGGAUCCACUGGAGUGGCAGAUUUCGCAGGACACUGCAAAUAGCAUUGUCGCAGGGAUAGCUAAUACUGUAGGAGCAGCGGAGUCUGUGUUGAGGGUUGCGGCCACAGGGCAUGACAAGAGGUUGUUUUUCAAGGUAGUGGUUAGUCUUUACGUGCUAUCAGCUUUGGGACGGUUGGUUUCAGGUCUUACAGUUGCCUAUGCUGGAUUAUGCUUAUUUUGCAUUUAUAUGUUUGCGGAGAGCAGUCCGUCUAUCAGUUCAUGUUUGUCUCGUUUUCUGGGGAGAAACAAUGGCCUUACAGCGGAAGAUACAGAAGAGCAGGAAGACACUAUGUAGGCUUUCUCGUAAUCACCGUAUUGUAUACUCUUUGUAUAUUUUUGUGCGGCUGUAAUUUUAGCUCCUGUAGUUACCUAUUGAAAUAUACAUUAUUUUUGGUAGAAUGGACAAUUUAACACUACUAAGAAUUGAAUAAAUGGAUCUAGUGUCCAAUAACAUUUUCAGUAAGAGAUAGUUCAAAGCUUUCGA